Paramuricea clavata is the source of this 1794-nucleotide messenger RNA. The record is from the annotation of a GenBank genome assembly. Lineage: Eukaryota; Metazoa; Cnidaria; Anthozoa; Malacalcyonacea; Plexauridae.
AUGGAGGGAAUAUCCGAAAAGGAUAUCCUCCAUGAGAUACCAGUGACGGAGCUCAUCAAGAUCGACGCAACGAUAGCGCCGGUCGAGAGACUGAAAUCAUUGACGAAAACCCUAAAUGAGAAUAACCCAGAUUACACAAACAAAAAUUGGCUUACGACAAGAAGCCAAGUGAGAAAGAACAUUACCGCAGCAAAGGUCAGGCUGCAACAGAUGUUAGAUUUAGGAUCAGAAGAACUGAAUCUAUACACGGAAAAACUAAAAGAAGUGUACUCGAGAGCAGCACGAGAAAUUUGGAAAGAAACGGCAUACACAUGUGUGAUCCGGAGAAAAUUGCAAGAUGCCGAUGCGGUAGCGGAAGAUGAGAAGAACCGAAGAGCGGUCUACACAAAACAGGAGAAUGUUUUGGUGGACGUGCAAAGGUUUCUAGAAGCGACAAAGAACCGCAUACCGAUUCUAUACAAAGAUUUUGAUCUCAAGGAAACGGAGAAAGAAAAAGAUGCCAGAACCAGAGACAGGAUGGAGGAAGAACUGGUAACUAUGAGAGCAAAAGUUGAUGAAUUAAACCGGACCCUUGGAACCGUCGCAGCACAAAGCACUCCGUUGAGACAGAAUCCAACCCCGAACCGUACUGAGGAACACGGGGGAACGAGAAGAAAGCAAAAACAAAGGGUAGCGGAAUCCGAUAGUGACUCGGAGGGAGAAAGAAGAGCGAACAGGAAUCCGCAACCAGCAGAAUCAUCAAUGUCGAUGGCCACGUUGGUCCAGGCGCUGGCUGGAGAAAACGCAAACAUGGCAGCUAGAGAAAAGCUACCCGUGUUUGACGGAACCGUAGCCAAUUGGGACUCGUUUUGGCAACAGUUCACGGCACUGGUCGACAACAAUCCCACCAUCCCGACUAUCAUAAAAUUCAAUCGACUCUCACUAUCAUUAAAGGGACCACCGCUAAGGGCUUUGCAAAAGUUCCGCUUCGAAGAAUCGUCGUACGAACUUGUAAAGAAGGCAUUGGUCACAAGGUUUGGAAAGCCAAGAAAAGUGGUGAUCGAAAUGGCACGUCAAGUGAAGGACCACCCCCAGGUAAGCGAACAAGAUCUGGGGCAAUUACAAGGAUUUGUGGACUUGGCCGGCCAAAUGUUCUACCUCAUGCGGGACUACGAGCCGCAAUCGGUAAAGUAUUCGAUGACGAGUACGAUGAUGAUCGAGGACAAGCUAUCGCAAAGAUGCUUGUUGGAAUGGGACACUUGGUGCGACAGGUACGAGGAUCGGAGCGGAGAACCGGUUCCCGAGAAGAAACGAUUCGAACUCUUGAUAGAGUUCCUCGGAAAGUAUGUGGAAAGGUUCCGCGACACGUUGACAACAAACCCGAGUAUUGUCAAACAACAAAAGAGUCGGACCGAAGCGAACAAAUCGGGGGAGAAUCGGGAGAAUCGAGAGAAUGGGGGAGGGAAACCAAAAACCUCCUUGGAAAAUUUUCUGACAGUCCCAGAAGCAGCCGAACAAGCCAGGAAACGUGAAGAGCCGACAAAAUAUAAACCAAAGUGUAUAUUCUGUGCGGCUGAGCAUUCCAGUACACGGUGCAAGGAGAAACCAACACCGGAAAAGGCAUGCGCCAUCGCGAGGAAAGCGGGGGUGUGCAUGAACUGCCUAAGGGACAACCACAAGACCAAGGAAUGUAGGAGCGAGAAGUGUGGAGUGGAUAAAUGCACGUUUCCGCACCACAAAAGCCUACAUAUCAAGAAUUACAAAAAGAAACCCAAAAAGGCGAAGCCAGAGGAAAGGGUGGAUAAACCGCAAUGA